Molecule: messenger RNA, 1065 nt
Organism: Paraphaeosphaeria sporulosa
Lineage: Eukaryota; Fungi; Ascomycota; Dothideomycetes; Pleosporales; Didymosphaeriaceae
Product: inosine/uridine-preferring nucleoside hydrolase
Exons: 2
Coding region: 1-1065 (354 amino acids)
Molecular function (GO): hydrolase activity, hydrolyzing N-glycosyl compounds
Source: RefSeq, a predicted model, not a curated record
AUGCUCGUCAACAACGUCCUCUCUCCCCAGCGCGUGCUUCGCUAUGCAUUGACAUACCUCGCGAUCUCUACGGCUGGUGCACAGGCAAAUAGCUGUACCACAAAUCUGAUUGUCGACACCGACAUCUUCAGCGAUGUAGAUGACGCAGCUGCCCUCCUCCUCGCUGCCACCCUCCCCAACGUCUCCCUCCUCGCCGUAAACGUAAACUACCCCUCCGCCUACUCCCCCCUCGCCGCCUCCGCAAUCUUAAACCACUAUGGCCACCCCAAAACAUCCAUCGGCCUGCGACGCCCCUACACCAACGAAAGCUUCUUCGACGAUUGGGCGUACGAGCUCGGCGAGUAUACGAGCAAGGUCGCAUAUCACUGGUCUGGUGGAUCCCUACCGUGGUUCACGCCUGAAAAGUCCUGGGAGCCCGUCGCGCUGUACCGCAAGACGCUGGCCGAUGCUGCAGACGCAAGCGUGACGAUUGCGUCUAUCGGCUUCUUCGAGAAUCUCUCCGGGUUGUUGAAUUCGAGCGGCGAUGCGUACUCGCCGCUGAGCGGGUACGAACUCGUUGCAAAGAAGGUUACUAAGCUGGCCGUGAUGGGCGGGGGGUAUCCAUCUGGCUACGAGUUCAAUUUCUGGGGAGAUAACCCGCUGGCUACUGCGCAUGUGGUGAAUACUUGGCCGCGCGCUGUGCCGGUCACGUUUUUGGGGACGGAGGUCGGAGACGUGGUUUUGAGUGGGGCGAAACUGACGAUGGAGGGACCGAAGGGCGAUCCGGUUAAGGCGGCGUAUGGGUGGUAUGUUGGUUACAAUACCACGAGGAUGUCUUGGGAUCCGUUGACGGUUGCGUAUGCGGUUUUGGGGCUGGGGAGCUGGUUUGAGUAUGGGAACACCGGCGGAUACAACCACGUCUUUGCGAACGGGUCCAAUGUGUGGGUUGCUGACGAGGGCGUCACAAAUCAGCAUUAUCUGCGGUUGGCCAUGGAUAAUGUGACGGUGGCGAAUGAGCUCGAUAAGUUAUACUUGAAAGGAGUGCGGAAGUUCGACAAGGAGGGGCGAGGAGUACUCAGAGGCUAG